Drosophila gunungcola (fruit fly) is the source of this 878-nucleotide messenger RNA. It is a transcript of the gene vito, whose product is annotated as nucleolar protein 12. The record is from RefSeq and is a predicted model, not a curated record. NCBI's taxonomy places the organism in Eukaryota, Metazoa, Arthropoda, Insecta, Diptera, Drosophilidae. Gene Ontology annotation, molecular function: RNA binding. Gene Ontology annotation, cellular component: nucleolus.
CUCUUUGUCGAACGUUUUACAACACUGCCGCCACUCGCACAUGUUGAAAACAUAAACAAAAACCCAAAACUUAAUAAAAUGACCAGGAAAAGGGCCCCCAAAAAGAAAACAGAGGUUGUUUUCGACAACAAAAAACGCAUAGAGUUCCUCAGCGGCUUUCGGAAGCGAAAAAACGAACGACGAUCGCGGGCUAAGGCCGAACUGGAAAGGAACCUCAAAAAUGAGCGAAAGCGCAUCCGGCAGGAGGUUAAAGAUGGGUUCAACCACCUGAAGAAGACCUUUGAGCCACUGCGGGAGCUCACCGAGGAAGACAAGGCGGAGGAGGAGCAGCAGGAGGAGACUUACGAAGACGACGAGGUGCAGGUGAAGAUCGUUGAGUUGACCACCAAUGAUCUGGCUGCCAAGCGGAAUAUGUUGGGAGCCAAUACGGCAGAAGAAAGCGAGCCGGAGGAGCGGGAGGUCCAAAGCGAAGAGGACGAGGCCGACGAGCCCAACAGAAUACCCGGCAUGGACUAUGAUCCCAAUGCCCGCAAGCGCAAAUCCAAGCCAGAGGAGGAGGAGGAGCAUCCAAAGGCAAAAAAAGCUAACAACACAUCCCAGCCAGACAUCAAGAGCAAAAAGGACCUCGACCGCCUGAUGAAAACCAAAACCCUGAAGAAAAUGCACCAGAGCAAGCUGUUUAAGCAGAAGGAGCGCAUGGACAAGAAGAACAAUAUGAAGAAGGCCAAGCGGGAUCGGAACAACACCAUCAAGAGCGUUCCCAAGCACCAGCGCAAACAGCUCAAGUUUGGAAAGGGUCAACAGACGAAGUACCGAAAGGGCCGCAUGGUCAACAAGAAGGAGCUGAGGCGCAAGCGCAACGCCGACUAAAUUUUUCU